This is a messenger RNA of Sinocyclocheilus grahami, 1147 nucleotides long. Its product is annotated as tRNA:m(4)X modification enzyme TRM13 homolog. Bases 93 to 1127 code for a protein of 344 amino acids. The record is from RefSeq and is a predicted model, not a curated record. The transcript is spliced from 8 exons. NCBI's taxonomy places the organism in Eukaryota, Metazoa, Chordata, Actinopteri, Cypriniformes, Cyprinidae. Gene Ontology annotation, biological process: tRNA methylation.
UGGAGGGGUCUGUAGCAAACGGCAUGUCGGCGCCUUCACCUGGGGCUGGGUGAUGUGCUUUUUAUGUAGCAAAAAAGAAAUGAUACUGCGAGAUGAUUGUUGGAAGUGGGAAAACCUUUUGCGGGGAGCAUGCAAAUGCUGGUGAAGAGAGUGAGAAAAAGCGAAUACCCUGUCCUCUGGACCCCAAACAGAUUCUUACGUGUUUACCUGUUUCCUCGGGACUAAAUACCAAACUCGUUGAAAACAUAAUCUCACAUUCUGCUCUACAUGAGCCUCUAAGUGACCCAAAGAAUGGAGAUUCUGCCUUUAAACAUCUCAAGCAACAGGCUUCAAUUCUGGGAAACAUGGAGGUUUUAGAACUGCUCAGCCCAAACAGAUGCUACAUAGAGUUUGGAGCAGGGAAGGGAAAACUGUCCCACUGGAUUCACAUCGCUCUUAAAGCAGCUGAAAAUGUCCAUUUUUUACUUGUGGAAAGGUCCAGUACUCGCUUUAAGGUAGAUGGCAAGCACAAAAAUGCAGGCUCAACUUUUGAUAGGCUUCAGGUUGAUAUUCAGCACCUUGAUUUACGGAAUGUCCCUCUUCUGAGAGAAAAAGGACUUCCUGUUAUUGGUGUUGGGAAGCACCUGUGUGGUGCAGCAACUGAUCUGGCCCUUCGGUGUUUAUUUGAGCACAGCUGCUUCGACGAAGAUGAUGAACCUCCAACCAAGCGUGUAAAACUCCAUCAGAAUGAGGGUGCUUGUGAUGAUAUUAAGCCUGUUCCCUCAACCGAAGGCAGGGAAACUGGUGAAAAGCUCAUAGUGUCAGGACUGGCUAUCGCUCUUUGCUGCCACCACCGUUGCGACUGGAGACACUACGUGGGAAAAGAGUUCUUCAGGCAGAGAGGUCUUGGACCGGAAGAGUUUGCUGCCUUUCAGCGCAUGUCGAGCUGGGCCACUUGCGGGAUGAGAAAAAUUGGCUCCAAGACAACAGAAAAACGAAGUGAACAUAAAACCGGUGAAGAGGAAGAACAUGAGAUGAGCGAGGAAGCUUUACCAGAUACCCUCAACAGUUUGAUGUCAGUUGAAGAUUGGGAACAGAUCGGACGGCUUUGUAAACAGAGUGUAUUACCUUCAGCAAAAAGGCUUUGAAACUAGCCUGAAAUACUACA